AUGAAUAUUAGAAACUCUGUACAAUUGUUUAGAGGAUGGAGAAACAAAUCUACGUUCACAGAGAAGAACAGGGGAGUUAAAAUCUCAAAAUUCAGCGAAAAUGCCAACAAAGACCAUAAAUUCGACUGCUACUUUGAAUUGGAAGAUGAUUAUAAGCGUUUAGCCAGAAAUUGCAAAGUUCCAUACUAUAUGUUCGGAAUACUAACUGUAAUGCCAACCAGUAUCUCUUUGAUCACACCUCCAUCGCCUUCAUACCCAAAACUACUAGCAGACCAGCUCAAAAUGUCAUCCUUGACCCUUUCAUGGAUGGCCGCUACUCACAUUGGAUUCCAACUAGCCGGUUUUGGAAAAAGGACACUACUAUCUAAAUCAAGGGGAAUAAUUGGUCUGUUCUUUGCUACAGUUGGUGCAGCUGGAACUUUAAUCGGUGCAGAUUACUCCCUAACAAAGGGAUUUUAUGGUCUCAUUGUAUGCUAUACACUCAUGGGAUCGUAUAAUGCGAUAUUAUCCUCCAGGAGGUUGCUUCCAAAAUCCAUUUUAAAGCCAUCAAACAACCUAGUACUGCUGAACCUUGUGCUUGCCGCAAUAAGUCUAAAGCGAACAUAUAGCAUUGGCAGUGACAUAAAACACAGCAGCUACGAAGAUAUUGUUAAAAGAUUUGAAGCCGAACACACUUGA
Theileria equi strain WA is the source of this 678-nucleotide messenger RNA. RefSeq lists its product as hypothetical. The coding region runs from base 1 to 678 and encodes 225 amino acids. Lineage: Eukaryota; Apicomplexa; Aconoidasida; Piroplasmida; Theileriidae. The transcript has 3 exons. The record is from RefSeq and is a predicted model, not a curated record.